AUGGCCACCACCGGAUUUUCCAUCGACAAUGACCUCUUAUAUCACGAUCCCUCCACUUGGUCAACACUGCCUUCCUACCCCAUUCCUCUUUCAAAUGACCAAUUCAACUUCCAUGCACCCGAUCCAACACAUACCGAUCGCGCUGUAAUAAGUUGGGACGCUUCUACAUGGACCGAACCUCUGUUUCCCCUCGAUGCCUCGCCUGAUUUCGGACCUCAAUCCUUCCCAGAUGGAGUGACGUUUGACAUCCCUUCCGGGCUCACACCAAGAGAAACCCCGAAUACGUCCAACUUAACCGCACCAUCUACUACCUCGUCCUCAGCGAGUUCAUCACCUAGCGAGUCAUCCAAAGACUCAUCCGGCCGAGCAUCUAAGACAAGGCUCAACACGUUGGCUGCCCGGCGGUAUCGCCAACGUCGUGCUGAUCGUACGCAUGAAUUGGAAGCAGAACUGGAUGCUAUCAAGAAAGAGCGGGAUGCGUUGAAAAUUCGCGUAUCCAAAUUGGAGGGAGAGACCAAUGCCCUGAAAGUCUUUAUCCUCGAUAUUCAAGACGCUCUAGUGUCCGAUGACAACCCGGCCGGUGAUGACGGCACUCUCGACUAUGAGCGCUGCGCCAGACUUCACAAUUACCUGGUCGCAUAUGGCUGGAUGGCCCGCAACGGAAAAGACACGCCCGACCUUGAUGCGCUAGCCAGCGAAAAGUGGUUUUUCCAUGAAGCAAACGAUGUCGAAGCUAUGUAUUCGCGAUCGUCUGGAUGA
This is a messenger RNA of Penicillium mononematosum, 759 nucleotides long. RefSeq lists its product as uncharacterized. Gene Ontology annotation, biological process: regulation of DNA-templated transcription. The transcript has 4 exons. Gene Ontology annotation, molecular function: DNA-binding transcription factor activity. The coding region runs from base 1 to 759 and encodes 252 amino acids. NCBI's taxonomy places the organism in Eukaryota, Fungi, Ascomycota, Eurotiomycetes, Eurotiales, Aspergillaceae. The record is from RefSeq and is a predicted model, not a curated record.